Messenger RNA from Tripterygium wilfordii, 1383 nucleotides. RefSeq lists its product as uncharacterized. The record is from RefSeq and is a predicted model, not a curated record. Lineage: Eukaryota; Viridiplantae; Streptophyta; Magnoliopsida; Celastrales; Celastraceae. Gene Ontology annotation, cellular component: chloroplast. The transcript is spliced from 4 exons. Bases 56 to 1150 code for a protein of 364 amino acids.
CCAACAACGUCGAACGUUUAACAACAGCCACUUUUUCUUCAUUUCACAUUUUCUCAUGGCCUCCACUGCAAUCUUCUCCUUCGCUUUCUCCUGCAAAACAUAUCAAGGCCGUACCUUUGUUUCUCCAAAUGCUUAUUCUCGGAAAUUUUUCUCAGUUAAGGCUUCUACGGCAUCCAUUGUACAAAAGCCGCCGAUCCCAUUAAGGUCUAAUAAUUGGAAGUGGAAAUUCAACAACAAUGCUAUUAAUAUUUAUUAUGAAGAACAUUGGAGGGAGAGCACAGACCGUCCUAAGAAUAUUCUAAUGAUACCAACCAUUUCCGAUGUUAGCACUGUCGAAGAAUGGAGAUCAGUGGCCAUAGACAUUGUUCAAAGAAUUGGUCUAGGCAAUUGGCGUGCUACUAUUGUCGAUUGGCCUGGUUUGGGUUAUUCCGAUAGACCAAAAAUGGACUACGAUGCUGAUAUCAUGGAGAAAUUUCUGGUUGACUUCAUCAAUUCACCAGACAGUCCACUAAGCUGCUCAGAAAAUGAUUUGGUGGUCUUUGGAGGAGGGCAUGCAGCAACAAUAACAGUUCGUGCUGCGAAAAAGGGAAUGGUGAAGCCAGCAGCAAUUGCUGCUGUUGCUCCCACCUGGGCUGGUCCUCUUCCCAUUGUAUUUGGUAGAGACUCCAGCAUGGAAACAAGGUAUGGACUGCUUAGAGGAACCUUAAAGGCGCCAGGGGUUGGCUGGAUGAUGUAUAACAUGCUUGUCAGCAAUGAGAAGGCAAUUCAAUCCCAGUACAAAUCACAUGUCUAUGCAAAUCCUGAAAAUGUUACUUCUAGCAUUGUUGAAAGCAGAUAUGCACUAACAAAACAAAAGGGUGCUCGUUAUGUGCCUGCUUCUUUUUUGACUGGUCUCCUUGAUCCCGUUCAAUCCCGAGAGGACUUCCUUGAGCUCUUUGCAGAUUUGGAAGGAAAAUUACCAGUUUUGGUUGUGUCAACUGAGGGAUCUCCAAAGAGGUCGAAAGCAGAGAUGCAAGCACUCAAGGGUUCAAAAGGAGUAAGCAAAUUUGUUGAGGUUCCCGGUGCUCUUUUGCCACAAGAAGAGUAUCCAACUGUUGUUGCAGACGAGCUAUACAAGUUUUUGCAAGAGACUUUUGAAUUAAGUGCUUAACAUCAAUGAUGGUGCUGCUUUAUUCUGUCAAUUGAAAGAGGUAUGAGUUCUCUUUCCCACGCUGCUAUACUUCCAUACCAACUGUCACCAAGGUUCUGUAUACCUGCAAUCUAUGAAUACGUAUUUCUAUCUAUAAAAGAAGAUUUGUAGUGCAAUGCACACCUUCAGAAAGAACUAAAUUUUACUUGACAUGAAUCAGUCCUCCUGUGUUAUGCAAAUGGAAAACUUUAGGC